CAGCCGUGCAUACUCGCGGUGUUGUUGGUGACAUGUACUCUCCACACCGUGUCCGGCUUGAACCGUCUCGCCUCCGAUCUAGUACUUGCCGCGUUCCGAGUACUACUUGUCGGAGCGUUCAUGCUCGGCACACCUCGGACGGCUUCUAGAUCUCCGGAACAGAGAGCUCUCCUCUCGUCUAUACCCCGCGACAUUCGAACGGUGCUGCACGCUUUCGAUAUCGAGCCGCCAAUCAUCCGUUUUGCGACAUGC
Epithele typhae is the source of this 252-nucleotide messenger RNA. RefSeq lists its product as uncharacterized. The transcript has a single exon. NCBI's taxonomy places the organism in Eukaryota, Fungi, Basidiomycota, Agaricomycetes, Polyporales, Epitheliaceae. The record is from RefSeq and is a predicted model, not a curated record. The annotation marks the transcript as partial.